Rotaria socialis is the source of this 773-nucleotide messenger RNA. Lineage: Eukaryota; Metazoa; Rotifera; Eurotatoria; Philodinida; Philodinidae. The record is from the annotation of a GenBank genome assembly.
GUGAUUUAUAAAGAUAUUAUAUCAUUCUAAGAGAAGAGUCAGUGGUCACCGGAUAUGGUCGCAUACAGUGUGGUCCAUGGUAACUUAGCACGCCUGUACUUUCUCCUUGCAAUUUAGUGACAAGGGAUUAUCUUGAUGAGAUCUAUGUCUUAUAGAAAAAAAAAAGUUAAUAUACCUUUUCACUUUUUGAGGUACACAUAACACUCGGAUUUAAAUCCGAGGUUUUCGCAUUUAUUUAGAUUUUCUUCUGGUUUCGCAUGAUUCGUGAAUUUUCUUUUAAUUAUGUCUUUUAGAUACAUUAUGCAUCAGUGAAAUGGGAUAGAUGAAAUAGAGAAACGAAAGCAAAGAACAGACGUGUCAUCCGAUUUGAUAAAUGCAACAACGAAUAAGGAAAGUUGCUUUCCUUGUUGUUAAUUAUAUAAUAAAAGUAAAGAACUGUAUAAUUUAACCGUGGCAAAUGAAUCAUACUGUAUGAACUCAUACGUUUUAGAUAAAAAGAAAGAACAUUUGAUGUAUUUAUCUUUAUGACAAGGUCUUCAUUCCAAGAAGAUGAAAUUUGUGUAAUGCCAAUCUUAUCAAAAUAAAAUAUUUCACCACAAGCUGAAUAUAAUACUUCAUCACCACUAUCAUCUCUUACAGUGCCUAAACGUUGUCCAUCAAAAUUUGAAAAAGAAUGGUUAUCUGAUCCACAACAUUUUUCAUUUUUAAAUGAAUGCAAAAGUGAUGCAACAAAAGCAUUAUGUAUUACAUGUAAUAUUCAAUUUUUAAUUUAA